AUGCCUAGAUUAUUUUAUACAAGGCCAACCCCAAAUAAUCUCACGAAUUUACCAACGUUACCAACGGGAGUGGUUUAUUAUGGUUAUGGUUAUGAAGAGAUUGGAGAUCAACGUUACACUGUCAUUGCCAAGGAACCAAUUGUCCGGUGA
Funneliformis caledonium is the source of this 150-nucleotide messenger RNA. The record is from the annotation of a GenBank genome assembly. Lineage: Eukaryota; Fungi; Glomeromycota; Glomeromycetes; Glomerales; Glomeraceae.